Ectocarpus siliculosus is the source of this 2786-nucleotide messenger RNA. NCBI's taxonomy places the organism in Eukaryota, Phaeophyceae, Ectocarpales, Ectocarpaceae. The record is from the annotation of a GenBank genome assembly.
AUGCCGGGCAAGCCGUGCCACUACGAUGUUCUUGGCCUUGAGCGAGAUGCGAGUGAUGAGGAUAUCAAAAGGGUGUACCGCAAGCUGGCGCUCUUUUGGCAUCCGGACAAAAACACACCUGAGACAAGAGAGGAGGCAACAGAGGUGUUCAGGCUAGUCACAGAGGCGUACGCUGUACUGGGAGAUCCGAAGCGGAAAGAAAAGUACGACCGCGAGGGUCACCCGCCGACGGCUAGCACGGCUGGUUCCGCCGCAACAGACAAACGCUCGAGCCCUGGCGUCGCCCCUACCGCCCCGCCUGCGCCCACUCCCCCUCCUGCUGCACCCACCUACCCUCCAGCGCCUGCUUCUCAGCAAGCGCAUGGCGGGUGGGGUGUCCCCGGCGGUGAAGGGGCAUGGCAAGGCAUGCCAGUCGGUGGCGGUUACGACCAGGGCGUUGGUGGUGGCUACGACCAGGCUUGGUACCAACAGCACGCGCCGCCUUCCUGGGGCGCGUACGACUACGAUGACCGUGGCGCGGGCAGCUACGGCGCUCCCGCUUCAGCUCUCGUAGCGCCAUCCCUACCCCCCGAACCUUCCUCGGCGCCCCCUUCGACGGAACUGGCGUUGCAGCAGGAUUCGCCCCCGGCGGGGGGGGCAGGCACUUACCCCAACGGGUUUCCGCACCAGGCAGCUGCGCCUCUUGGCACGGUCGCGCCCCUUGGCAUGGUCGCCCAUCACGGCGGCGGUGGGUUCCCACACCACGGAGCUCAGUCGUACGCUCUGCCUCCGGCGGCCGUGGCGCCGCCGAGCACCUACCCGCCAAGCUCCGAGCCCGCAAGCACACUUCCGCCGGCUACCCGGGCGCCCCGUAGCACCUACCCGCCUAGCUCGGAAUCCUCGGAUAGCUCGGAGUCGGAGGACGGCGACCAGGACCUUGCCGUUGCCCGUUAUGAGCCACGUACCCCUGAACGCAGCGUGGCAACAACCGAGUCGCGUACCCCGGAGCGCAGAGUGGCGACAACCUCCGGGCGCAGUAUUUUCCGCCGCGGCUCUAAGAAGACGCCUUACCCAACGGAAACGCGUUACGUACCUCCCCAGCCCGAGCGACUGAACGGGACCUACUACCCGAAGGAGACACGUGGGCAGGAGGAGGAGCAGCGGCCGCAGCAUCACGAGAGACCCGGUCUAAGUCGCGGUAGUUCUGGGUUGGUGCUUCAGCUUCGUGUCGGGGCGAAGCCGCGUGACGGGGCGCCGCCACCACCGACUUCUGUGGGACCCAGACGCAGCAGCAGCAGCAAUUCUCGGGGCGGCUCUGACGGCAGCAUGGGCGGGCUUUUGCAGGAGGUGGACCGCAUGUUUUCCACCGUUAUGGGAGGAGGCAUGUUCGGCGCUGGGGUCAGCUUGGGCGUAGACGGGGAAGGUUCUGGCAGGGGUCAGAGCCGCGGCUUUAGCGUUGGCAGUGGUAGCAGUCGAGGGGCUGGAGGUGGAGCUACACGGGCCUCCAUGAUGUCCAGCCACACGGUGGUAGACGGGAGGUCGAGGACUCUCUUUGCCCGCACGGAACGGACUGUGGUGAACACCGACGGGACGCGGGAGACCAAUGUCCAAGAAUACGUGAACAACCGGGCAGGGGGGGGAUCGUACAAAGGGAGAGGGACGAGCGCUAGCGGCAGCCGUAGGUCGUCGGGAAGUGAACGAGCUCCGUCGGCGGCAGGUCAAAGCGAAAGCGGCAGGAGCGCUACCUCCAGCAGGAGGCACAGCUUGAAGAGCUUUUUUGGGAGAUGAAAAUGCAACGGCCGCUUCCAUGGACAGCGGAGAUACCGGCGAUAUGAGCGUGCUGUGUAGGCCUGAGAGUGGGUCUUUUUUUUGUGCUUUCACGUUUCGUAUGAAAACUUUGCAUGCAGUACUGUCCGACGUACUUGUUUUGUGGGUAGAUUGUUCCACAACUGUAUCUCUUCAUGAGCUUUAUGAUAAAAUUUCCUUUGCGAGCGACCUGUUGAGGGGAGCAUGAACGCAGCCGUGUCGAAAUCGAGGGGGGCAUAUCUAUCGGGAGUAUGUAGACAGGCUUACAUGUUUUGAAUACGCUGCCAAGUGUUCUUGGGCGGAUGUUGCGUGGCAAGCAGGCAAGGCGUUCUUGAAGGGAGGCCUCCCUUGUAGCACGUCCAUUGGCUUCUGCCCGCUUACCUCGCAUGCAGGUUUCAAGGCGAAAGGAGAAGAUACAGCUGUUGUGUCGAUUUUAUGAUUUCUUAGUGAUUUUAAGUAUUCGUGUGCCUUGAAGGCCCAACGAUAGGUGGGGUGUCAUGCAAAGGACGGGAACUGUUGAUUGGAUUGAAUUUUGCACAGUUGAAGAAGGGACGCAGCUGGUUUUCGUGGUUGCAUAUUUAGGCGAGAGGUACAUACGCGUGAAACAUUAUUUUGACAUUUCCCGAAUAAUGUUCCAGGGUGGUUUGUAGGGGUUUGUCGGGUGCGCUUCUCUGACCAAUUUUAUUUGCAGCCUUGCCUUGUGUACCCUGUAUUUUACAUCCUUUGUACCACAGUCUUGGUGGGCUUGUACAAAAGGUCAACGUGCGGAGUGUGUUGGCACGGAGGUCGCGCUUGUUGGGUGUGAGGUUUAUUUUCGUGUGCUGUUGUUUCGAGGAAGAUCCCCGACCAGGAGCAGUUACGCAGUGCGUACAACUAAGUGCUUAAUUCACACCUGCGUUGUUGAAGUACGAUGGUGCUAUCAUGAGGCGGCCUUUAUUGCUACUGGUGUGAGCAUUUCUGAAUUUAAACCUUGCAGAUUGGGGAGGCAAAGGGUUCAUUCC